AUAUCUUAAAAACUUUUAAACUAAAGUUGUAUCCCCCAAAAUGGCUACCUUCUUUGGAUCUCCACCACUUUUCUCUCCUCCACUUACAAGAACUCACCACUUUUCUUCUUCCCAAACACCUCCUCCUCCUCAGCCACCAACUCCACCUUCUCAACCCCUAUCUCCUUCCCCAUCUCCACAGCUAAGUACAACCUCAACAGAGCCACUGUCCCCCGUCUCAGUAAAAGUACAACAGCAGAAGCCUACCAACCCUGCAACCACUUCAACUGCUGAUUCCACAGAUUGGAUAGCUUCCUCCUUAACCAGGAGGUUUGGGCUUGGUGCCGGCCUCGCGUGGGCUGCCUUCCUUGGCAUUGGUGUUGUCUCUGAACAAAUCAAAACCCGCCUUGAAGUUUCCCAACAAGAAACAAAUACAAGAGAUGUUGAGAAGCAAGAAGAGGUGCUAUUGCCUAAUGGACUAAGGUACUAUGAAUUGAGAGUUGGUGGCGGUGCUUCUCCAAGGCUAGGAGACCUAGUUGUGAUUGAUCUAAAGGGAAAUGUCGAAGGAAGCAGAGAAGCAUUUGUAGACACGUUCAAUGGUGACAAACAAAAGCCAUUGGCUCUAGUAAUGGGGUCAAGACCGUACACAAAGGGAAUGUGUGAAGGCAUAGAGUAUGUUUUGAGGUCCAUGAAGGCAGGUGGUAAAAGGAGAGUGAUUAUUCCUCCGAUUUUGGGAUUUGGCGAGCAGGGCUCUGAUUUAGGCUCUGGCGUUCAAAUUCCCCCGAACGCGACUCUUGAGUACAUUGUUGAGGUCGACAAGGUCUCCAUUGCACCAGCUUGAUUUUUAGUUGACGAGUGUCUGCAACUGUCAAAGUGAUCAUAAACAAACUACAUAAAAGUACAACAUUACAUUGCAUGUUCAUUCUGCUUAAUAUAUAGUGUUUUCAAUGAAUCCAUUGCAUUUGACAGUUAUUUGUGACUUUUAGAGAGUCAAUUCUGUUUUCUACCAGUCAAAUUUUGUCAAA
Camellia sinensis is the source of this 1004-nucleotide messenger RNA. Its product is annotated as peptidyl-prolyl cis-trans isomerase FKBP17-2, chloroplastic. The record is from RefSeq and is a predicted model, not a curated record. NCBI's taxonomy places the organism in Eukaryota, Viridiplantae, Streptophyta, Magnoliopsida, Ericales, Theaceae. Gene Ontology annotation, cellular component: chloroplast. Gene Ontology annotation, molecular function: peptidyl-prolyl cis-trans isomerase activity.